AUGACAGAAAGCGCGACAAACAAACUAGCCAACGGAAACGGCUGCCAUCGGACCUCAAACGGGAAACACGUAACGAAAAAUGGCUUCGUGAAGACCCACUGUCUCUUCCAACAACCCCCGAAGAAGUAUCGUCGCCCCGGAGAAAAGAAUGUCCCGUACAACGCCAGCCUGUACAAGAGGCCCUUUGUGGAGUCUUUUGAGGAGACACCCUUGAUAGUGGCCGUGCUCACCUACGUGGGCUAUGGCAUCCUGACGGUGUUCGGCUACCUCCGCGACUUCCUCCGCAGCUGGAGCAUCGAGAAGUGCAACGUGGCCUGUGAGCGAGAGGAGCAGAAGGAUUUCGUCCCGCUGUACCAGGACUUUGAAAACUUCUACACUCGAAACCUGUACAUGAGGAUCCGGGACAACUGGAACCGGCCCAUCUGCAGCGUCCCAGGAGCCAAGAUGGACCUGAUGCACAGAGUCUCCCCGGACUAUAACUGGACCUUCCAGCACACGGGUCAUGUGGUGAAGGAUGUAAUCAACAUGGGCUCGUACAACUACCUGGGCUUCGCAGAGAAAAUUGGACCCUGCGCUGAGGCCGCUCUCGAAGCCACUCACAAGUACGGAGCGGGAGUCGGUAGCACCCGCUGUGAGAUGGGCAACCUGGACAUUCACAAGGAGAUGGAGCAGCUGGUUGCCCGGUUUCUUGGCGUGGAGUCAGCGAUGGCGUUUGGCAUGGGCUUUGCUACAAAUUCCAUGAACAUUCCUGCACUGACGGGAAAGGGUUGUCUCAUCCUAAGUGACGAGCUGAAUCAUGCAUCUCUGGUCCUGGGCGCGCGUCUGUCCGCCUCAACUAUCCGUGUCUUCAAACACAACAAUAUGCAGAGCCUGGAGAAGCUUCUGAGGGAGGCCAUUGUUUACGGGCAGCCGAGAACGCAUCGACCCUGGAAGAAGAUCCUCAUUGUGGUGGAGGGCAUUUACAGCAUGGAGGGCUCCAUCGUGCGCCUCCCGGAGAUCAUCGCCCUGAAGAAGCGUUACAGAGCUUACCUGUAUCUGGACGAGGCUCACAGCAUUGGAGCCCUGGGACCCAACGGCCGAGGGGUGGUGGACUACUUUGGCUUGGACCCCAAAGAUGUGGACGUCAUGAUGGGGACAUUUACCAAAAGCUUUGGAGCAGCUGGAGGAUACAUCGGCGGCAAAACGGACCUGAUUGAUUACUUGAGGAAACACUCCCACAGUGCAGUGUAUGCCACCUCUAUAUCGCCCCCUGUGGCUCAGCAGAUCAUUACUUCUAUGAAGAUCAUAAUGGGAGAGGAUGGGACACCGCUCGGUGCAGUGCGUUUAAAGCAGCUAUCAGAAAACACUACCUAUUUCCGCCAAAAACUCCGCGAGAUGGGCUUCAUCAUCUACGGCAACGACGACUCCCCCGUGGUUCCCCUGAUGCUGUACAUGCCGGCCAAAAUCGGGGCUUUUGGGCGGGAGAUGCUGAAGAGGAACAUCGGUACCGUGGUGGUGGGCUUCCCGGCCACACCCAUCAUUGAGUCUAGAGCACGAUUCUGCAUCUCGGCCGCUCACACCAGGGAAAUGCUCGACACGGCACUGAGAGCCAUCAGUGAAGUAGGCGACCUGCUGCAGUUGAAGUACUCCCGUCGUGUGCACCGCGCCCCCUCGGUGAGCUGGACGUCCGAGGAAAGCCUGCUCCAGGACUGA
Knipowitschia caucasica is the source of this 1692-nucleotide messenger RNA. The record is from the annotation of a GenBank genome assembly. NCBI's taxonomy places the organism in Eukaryota, Metazoa, Chordata, Actinopteri, Gobiiformes, Gobiidae.